AUGGGUUUUUUGUUUCGACAAGGCAAAGUGGGCGUGAAAAAGUUCUACAAAAAUCAAAACGAUCUCGUGAAUGCUUGGAAAGAAGACGAAAAGGUUCUUACUAAUGCAGUGGAUCAGGCUGCUAUAACAGAAGAAGAGCAGCGAGUAAAGAUAUGGGAUACUCGUCUCACUACAAUAACAAUUUUGUCAAACGUGGUACUUAUUAUUGCAAAGACGACGGCUGUUUUAUUGUCGGAUUCCCUUUCUGUGGUAGCAUCAUUGGUGGACAGGUAA
Strongylus vulgaris is the source of this 273-nucleotide messenger RNA. NCBI's taxonomy places the organism in Eukaryota, Metazoa, Nematoda, Chromadorea, Rhabditida, Strongylidae. The record is from the annotation of a GenBank genome assembly.